UUCUGUGUUGGAUAGACCUUUUCCUUUUCUGUAGGUUUUACAUGGACUGUUGUUUGAUGUCUCCCAAUUGUGACACGUGGCAAUUUGCCCAAUCAAGAGGCCAAAGACCCCGCUCGAGUGCUUCUCUGCCUCCCACUUCCGACGCCUGAGCUUACUCUGUGGAAUUAAUUUCGAGAUAUGGCUUGCAAUAAUAUAUUCAGCGUUGCGGCGCAACCGUCUAUAACCAGGAUCCCUACGAUGAAAAUUGAUCAGUCUCAAGUGGAAAUGCCUUGCUUCGUUAAACAGAAUCAGGGUUUGAUUGUUAAAGGCUCUGUUUAUAAUCGGCCUACGAAGGUAUUCUGCAAUGCUGCUAGUUUGGAGGAGGAAUUCUCAGCAAUACAAUCCAAGAAUUUCUCCAAGGAUGAGGAAUCUGAUGUCGAGGCUUUGCCGGAAGAGACGGUCCUUCCUAGUAGUGAAGAGUUGAAGGCAUUGCUUGCUGAUUCUCAAAGAGCAGCACUGGUAAAGAAACUGAGCGAAGCAAAUCAACAGAACCGGUUUCUGAAACGCCAGCUACAAGUUAAGGAAGAUGAACUAGUUGAUUUCAAGAGUGAACUUGCUGUCAUGGACAUUGAGGUUCAGGCUCUGCUUCAUUUGGCAGAAGAGAUCGCUAAUUAUGAUAUUCCAGAAGGUUCAAGAAAGAUUAAUGGAAAAUACAUUCAAUCACACCUCCUCUUAAAGCUUGAAGCUAUACAAAAACGGUUGGCAAAACAGAUCAAGGAUGUGGAUGCUGCACAACCUCAAGAAGUUCAUUUAAUUUGGUAUGGUAUGGCAGAGAGCGUGCAAGUAAUGGGAUCCUUUGAUGGCUGGAGUGAAGGGGAACACCUCUCACCAGAGUAUGCAGGUUCAUAUACAAAAUUCUUAACCACAUUGAUGCUUAGACCUGGAAGAUACGAAAUCAAGUUCUUGGUGGAUGGUGAAUGGAAACUAUCGCCUGAUUUUCCCACUGUUGGAGAGGGGAUGAUGCAGAACAAUUUGCUGAUUGUCGAAUAGCUGCAGCAUGCUGCUGCUUUUCUCGAUUCAGAUGUUUGCCAUAUGACAGUCACUCUGGGUGAAAUCUGUGCUUCUCCCAUGAAGUGAAUCAUGUAGAGUGGAAUUCUAUUUUGUCGAAUAGGGAGUUUAGUUUAUGCUGAUAUUUGAGACUGGAGACUAUGUUUUGCUAUAUAAGAAGUUGCUGCAGGGUCCUCUACCUGAAUGGUUGAGUGCUCAAAGUAAAUCAGCAACAUUUUGUCUUUUGCACA
Molecule: messenger RNA, 1277 nt
Organism: Salvia miltiorrhiza (redroot sage)
Lineage: Eukaryota; Viridiplantae; Streptophyta; Magnoliopsida; Lamiales; Lamiaceae
Product: protein PTST, chloroplastic
Exons: 9
Coding region: 178-1029 (283 amino acids)
Source: RefSeq, a predicted model, not a curated record